This is a messenger RNA of Thunnus maccoyii (southern bluefin tuna), 6320 nucleotides long. Its product is annotated as caskin-2-like. The transcript is spliced from 22 exons. The coding region runs from base 515 to 4984 and encodes 1489 amino acids. NCBI's taxonomy places the organism in Eukaryota, Metazoa, Chordata, Actinopteri, Scombriformes, Scombridae. Gene Ontology annotation, molecular function: protein binding. The record is from RefSeq and is a predicted model, not a curated record.
CGCCUCCGUCUCGUGCCGUCCAGCGCGCCUCCCUCAGUAACUCUACAGUGCAUCAGUCUGUCACCACCUGCCGUCACCGUCCAGAACAGCAUUUCCUUGCAGUGUAAUGGCAGGUCUGGCUGGAGCUGCUGCCUCCAGGUUAACAGAGACAGAUUAUGAACACACACUCAGCCCCGCAGGCAACUAAACCUCUACUACACCUACUGUAACUCCACAUUCAAGAUUGUGUCUAACAAACAGCUGGACCACAUCACAGGACAUGGACCUAAACUCCAAUGACAAGAGCAAGAGGACGUCCCGGACCGGUUUACCUGACGCUCCUUCUCUCUAGAUGCUGCUAAGCCUUCUCUACCCUCCAAUUUCAUCUUAUGGCUGCCAUUCAGCAGCUACUUGUUAACUUUUUGACAAAUGUUUGCUGAAACAGUUCGCCUGAAGGAACACUGAAAAGACAAAAAAAAGAAACCUUGGCUGUCGGCUGCGAGCAGUUUGAGUGUCUGCGGUUAAGGCUGUAAACAUGGGGAAAGAACAGGAUCUGCUGGUAGCAGUGAAGAGUGGAGAUCUUCUGCUGGCUCACAAGCUUCUCUCCAAAGUCAAGUGCAACAAAACAAAGUUACUGGGCUCCACCAAGAGACUGAACAUCAACUACCAAGACUCAGACGGCUUCUCAGCACUGCACCACGCUGCUCUGACGGGCACCACGGAGCUGCUGUCUCUGCUGCUGGAGGCCCAGGCCACGGUGGAUAUCAAGGACAUCAACGGCAUGCGUCCCCUCCACUACGCAGCAUGGCAGGGUAAAGCUGACUCCGUCUUAUUGUUGCUACGAGCCGGCGCUUCAGUCAACUCCCCUUCCCAUGAUGGACAGAUACCGUUACACCUCUCUGCUCAGUAUGGACACUAUGAAGUGUCUGAGAUGUUGCUGCAGCACCAGUCGAAUCCCUGCAUGAUGAACAAAGCAAAGAAGACGCCUCUAGAUCUGACCUGCGAGUUUGGCAGAUUGAAGGUGGCUCAGUUGCUGCUGAGCAGUAAUAUGGUGGCGGCGCUGUUAGAAGGAGAGGGAGGGCAUGACAGCCUAGACUCUCCAUCAACCACCCCACUUCACCUGGCAGCCAGGAAUGGGCACAAAGACAUCAUCAAGUUGUUGCUCAAAGCCGGUAUUGACAUCAACAGAGCCACCAAAGCAGGGACGUCUCUGCACGAAGCUGCCCUCUAUGGCAAAACGGAAGUAGUGCGGCUGCUGCUUGAUGCGGGCAUCAACGUGAACAUGCGCAACACGUACAACCAGACAGCUCUGGACAUCGUCAACCAGUUCACCACCUCCACAGCCAGCAGGGAAAUCAAACAACUGCUGAGAGAGGCAUCAAGCUCCCUCCAGGUCAGAGCAGUGAAGGACUACUGGAACCUUCACGACCCCACCGCCCUUAACCUCCGGGCUGGAGACCUCAUUAUGGUCCUGGAGCAGCACUCAGACGGCCGGUGGAAAGGUCACAUCCAUGACACCCAGCGGGGAACGGACCGGGUGGGCUUCUUCCCCCCUUCAGUGGUGGAGGUCCUCAGCAGAAGAGCAGGGGGCACUCUCUCCCGUCAAGCUUCCAUGCCAUGUCAACGACAACUCUUUACCUCCAGAGCUCCUCCCUCAAGCCACGGCCCCGCCCCUCAGACUGAAGACUCAUACACACUCGGCUAUGAUCCUGCAGGUGCUCCACCUGGCAGUCAGCUCUCAGCCCCAGCUAGUCCUGCUAGCCCCACUCAGGACAUUUGGGUCCUCAGGAGCUCUCCCACUGGUGACAGAAACAGUGUUGGCAGCGCCGGCAGUGUCGGCAGCAGCCGCAGUGCUGGUAGCGGCCAGAGCUCAGAAAGCAGCCACAAACAGAACGGGACUCAAAAUCGCCACAACGCUGACACUGGCAAGCUUGCUCCCUCUGCUGGUGAAUCAGGAGACCAUCUUCACAUUACAGGAGCAGAUCACAGCAAACAGGCUGAUGGAUCCACAGGUGGUUCCCGUCGGCAGGUCAGCGGCACUCCUCAGAAAGGCUUUGUGAGGCCCGAACACCUAAUGGAGGGCAAGGACUCUGAGGCCAUCUACCAGUGGUUGUGUGAGUUCCAAUUGGAGCAAUACACAUCCAACUUCAUCAAUGCAGGAUAUGAUGUACCCACCAUCAGCAGGAUGACCCCCGAGGACCUGACAGCCAUCGGAGUGACCAAACCAGGCCACCGUAAGAAGAUCUCAAUGGAGAUUGGCAAGCUGAGCAUCCCUGAAUGGCUUCCUGAUUACAUUCCUUCGGAUCUGGCGGAGUGGCUGAGUGUGAUUGGACUGCCUCAGUACCACAAGAGAUUAUGUGACAAUGGCUACGACUCCAUCACUAUUGUCAAAGACAUCACCUGGGAGGACCUGCAGGAGAUAGGCAUCACCAAACUAGGCCAUCAGAAGAAGCUGAUGUUAGCAGUGAAGAGACUUUGUGACCUGCAGCGUUCUCGUAACCAUGGCGACAGAGCCGGAGGCGGGACUCUUCGCCGGAAGCCCCCUGCCGCUCUGGAGCUGGUGGCCAUUGAACACACACCAACACACAAUGUGCACCCUCACAUGCGCUCUGACGCACCGUCUGACGACUGCUGCCCCUCCCCUCGCACCCCUAGGGCCCUGCUCUCCUUCCAGGACAGCGAGCUGAGUGCUGAGCUGCAGAGUGCUAUGAUGGGCAGGGCGGGAGGAGGAGCCGCGGAGGUGUUCUGCAUCAGGGGCGUGGCCUCUGCUGCAGCUAUAUCCGCCAUGUCAGUCAGUCAGGAGAGUAUAAGCAUGCGGUCACGCGGCUCUGGGAAUUCUGGGAACUCUGGAAAUUCAAAUUCAGGAUUUUCUCAGGAGCACCAAUCGGCGCUGCCUUCAGCCAGGACAUCUAGCCGGUCUGAGGAGAGUCUGGGGAGUGGAGUUGGGGAGGAGGCCAAGCUUGGAGCAAGCAGUCCUGGAGGCAGAAGUAGACAGAGACCCACAGAGAUAUGGGAGCACCAGGGUCGGUCUUCUACCCCCAACAAACUCCCCUUCUCCCCCCUCACGCCUCCACUAACUCCCAGCAAGAUGCCCCGCUUUGCCUACCCGGCCGUCCCACCCAAAGCCAAGCACUUCCAGUCCCCCAGCCGCCUCUAUCAGCCUCAGCACCACCAGCCCUCCUCCCCUUCCUCUCCUUCAGCACAGCCCUCCCCCACACAGAAAGCCUUUAGUUACCUCCACGCCCAGGCAGGAGGUGCCAACGGGGCUCCACGGGUGCUCUCCAAGCCUCUGCCUGGAGCUGUCCCUCUGCUGGGACCCCGGCCUGGACAUGGCCCAGCUGAUGACGCCCACAGGGGAGCGCACAAGAAGCGCGCCCAGAGCCUGACUCGCUACGCUCUGUCUGACGGCGAGCCAGACGAAGACGAAGACCUCAAUCCUUCCUGUACCUCUGCCUCCUCUGUAGCCAUGCCCUCCUAUGCCACCCUGUCACGCAGGCCAGGACGCGGGCAUACGAGCGCCUCGGGGGCCCAACGCCACAUCAACCGCAGCCACUCUUUCGCUGUGCGCUCCCGACGCAAAGGUCCACCCCCGCCUCCACCCAAGAGGAUGAGCUCGGUGAGCGGCAGCCCAGUACUCCAAUCAGGAAACGAGAAAGUAGCAGAGCCAGAGGUGAAGGGAGGUGUGGAGACGGAGAGCGUGGGCAGCGUGAGGAGCAUUGCAGCCAGGCUGGAGGGAAGCGGAAGCAGCAGUAGUCCAUCCAGAAGGAUCGACAUACCCCCAGUCUCACCUGUUUUCAGCCCUGUUUCCUCCCCGAUUCUACCCGGGACUCCUCACAUCGUCUUACAGCACUCCAAGCUUGUCCCCGUCCUUGGUGUGGGGGGCCUCAGGAGGACAGGAAAUGAGAAAACGGAAGCAGACCCUGACAGACAAAGAGGUGGAAGUACUUCCUCUGAAGACAAAGGAAGAAAAAAUGAAAGAAUAUCAAAGAGUGCUGCUGCUUCUCCAAAGCACGGCUCUGUUGACCACCUCCCUUUUGCCGAGGAAGGCAACCUCACCAUCAAACAGCGGCCCAGGAUAGCAGUUGUCAGUCAGGCAGACGCUGAAAUCAAGGCUCCUCCAGAGGGUCCAGUCCAGACCCCGAACAGCCUGGAGCUCCCAGAGUUCAAUCUGAAAGAGUCCGACACAGUUAAAAGAAGGCACAAACCCAAAGAGAAAGGCGCGUCAACACCUGAGGAGGCCUCCAUCCCCAACAGAGACGACCACUCGCACACCAACAGCCACCACACGCACAACGAUGUCAGUGCGCUGAGCGACGAGGACACUCAGAGAAUUGUUUUCCAGAGAGUGGGCUCCAUGGGAAAAGGCCUGAAGCCUCCAGUGUCCUGCAAACCUUCUAGUCCUCUCAGACAAGCCCCCAACAGCAGAGCAACAACCCCCCAAAAAAUACAAGUUAAUGCACAAACAGCCAUUCCUAAACUAACCAGCGUACAGAUUCACACGGUGUCACCGAAGCUGGGCGGCAGCAUAAACACACAGACAUGUAUACCUAGUCCUAAACCUGUCAGACACUCACACACAGUGAUGUCCAAACCAGAAAGUCCACAGAAAGCUGCAGGUUCGUCUGUAACAAGACUCCCUCAGCCUGAAAGCCCCUCAACAUCAACAGCAGGAUCAAACAUCAGUGUGGUCCAGAGUGUUGCAUUCACUGCUCCGUCCUCCCCAGCGCUGGCCUCUUGCUACCCCACCUCAGCACUACCGGGUCAGGCAGGGACAACAGGGGUAGCGCAGGCUGGUGCGGCCAAUCUGGAGGUGCUGGCUCAAAAGAGGCUGGAGGAAACCAGUACAUCACUGGAGGCUGCGCUUAAAGUGGUGGAGAACAAACUGGCACAGGGGAGCACUAUGCAGAGCGGCAGCAGCACAGUGAAGGCAGCAGGGAAUAUUCUGGACGACAUCGGAAACAUGUUCGAUGACCUGGCUGACCAGCUGGACGCCAUGUUGGAGUGAUGUCCCAAAACUCUGCCGCAGAGGGACGUAAUACUUUUCUAAAGGGAGCAACAGAUGAAAACUCAGCAGCCAGAAAACAGGAGAUCAAGUUGAACCUUUGAUGUGGGUAAGAACAGAGAUGGUGGAUGAAUCAAUAAGUGCACAUUUGAGGAUUUCCUGCACAACUUUUCCUCAGUAUUGCCCAGUUUUUCAACGCGAGCACUUCGCCUUAGGACACACACCUGGGAAUGUUAUUGGAGCAACAACAAACAGUGGCUGCUAGAUCAGCUUCCAGAUGUGUGUGUAUGUGUGUGUGUGUGUCAAGUUUAUUAUCACUAAAGGGAAUGAGGGUCCAUUUUAUUCACGUUACCUGUAAAUGUAUAGAUGGCACUGUGUGUGUGUGUGUGUUCAGGUGUAGUCAGAUAUCUUUAUACUGAGUAUAUUUAUACUUCUAUAUGUUUGUUUUUUAACAAAUGGAGUUCCAAUUGACUGAUUCACUGUUAAAAUCAUUAUUGUGUAUAUUAGAGUUACUGUGUUAUAUAUAUUUUGCUGCUUAUUGUGUAUAACAUGGGGAAAAUACUGUUUAUUGUAUUAAAAGCAGCAUAUUCCAUAUAUAUGUGCUAGAUUUGAUUUGAAAUGUUUUUACCAAAGUCUUUUAUCCUCUUCAGGAGUUACAUUAAGAUGUUUCUGUCAGCACCAAGUGGGGGAACACCAAUUUUAAAAGCACUAUUAUCAUCAGUAACAACACAUGUUUAUCAGGUGUGACUGCUGUGGAGUGAAGUUAUUAUUUAGAGACGAUGGAGUUCAGUUUGGAGGGUUUUACUGCUCGCCUCAGGGUGCUAUGAAGUCAACUUACUGUAAGAGUGCAGUUUGGGGACCUUCCCUUUCCAAAGAAUGGGAAAUGAUUUUAAACAUUUCAACAGUGGCCUGUUACAAAGCAUUUUAAGUACAGUCAACUUCAAAGUGACUGAACAUUGUAAGAGAUUGUGUAUCUAUAGUGGAGUCUUGUUUUCUUCAAACUUUACAAUGCACAGUACGGAGGCUCGAGUGUGCCACCGGAAUAAUUAAAGACUUACUGUGUUCAUCAACUAAUGAAUGUAUCAGUUUUACAUUAUAACUUUCUUAGGUAUAAAACUCAAGUAAAAAGAUAAUAAAAAGGUCAUUAAAUGCAAAUUAAUAAUCUCUUUGUUUGUCCUGUUUUUUAAUAUAUUACUCAUUUUUAAAUCAGCUAACAAAUAAAUGGAUGGCAUUGAAUGGGAACAUAAAUUGAAUAAAUAAAAGUUACAUUUAAAUGCCUUUUUCAUUUAUUUUGUGAAUAAUUAUAAAAUGUAAUUAUUAAUUCCACAUUUUAAGAUAA